Messenger RNA from Ophidiomyces ophidiicola, 1659 nucleotides. RefSeq names its product Nucleolar protein 12 (gene NOP12). The transcript is spliced from 2 exons. The record is from RefSeq and is a predicted model, not a curated record. Bases 1 to 1659 code for a protein of 552 amino acids. Lineage: Eukaryota; Fungi; Ascomycota; Eurotiomycetes; Onygenales; Onygenaceae. Gene Ontology annotation, molecular function: RNA binding.
AUGGGCAAGAAAAUCAAGCCUGCGAAGAAAGCAAAAGCUGCUGAAGGUGCUGCAGCUUCGGAACCAACAACUGCCCCAACUCUGAUUUUUGGAGAGAAACAUACACAUGUCGACCCAGUGCUCGCGUCUUUGUUCGCAAAUAGUGCUGGUCCGGUCACUACGCCGAAGAUUAUUAAACCGCUUAAGGGAGUCAAUAUAGCCACGAGUAAGGAGAAAAAGGCCUUGGCUAAUCGCGAAGUCGAAGAUUCCGAUCGCACGGACGAAGAGCCUGAAGCAACAAGUAGUAAGGUUAAAGAGGUAGCUAUUGAGAAUGACGAAGAAAUGCUGGAUAGUUCAAGUGAGGAAGACAUCGAACACGAGCUAGACAAUCGCGUUAGCUCAAUACCAGCAUUCACGGAACAAACUCGGAAGCGAAAAAGAAAGGAAGCAGAUGAUUCCCUAGAAGAACUAUAUCUGAAGAAAAUCGCAAAAGAAGAAGAGAAGGAGCGGAGGAAUCUAACAGAAGAAAAAAGAGCCAAGCUAAACAAGACGACGAAUGAUGCUGCCAGCGAUGCUCAGAGUGGCAAUUCUAGUUCGAAAGAACAAUAUGAAGAACAGGUACCUCUAAUCCAUGAAUCUGUAGGUGGAGACCCCGGAUUCGCUGCCCUAGAGAAGUCUACGCGCACUGUGUUUUUGGGAAACGUCCCUAGCGAAGUAAUCAAAUCCAAGUCCGCCAAAAAGACACUUCUCACACACCUCUCUUCAUUUUUUCCUUCUCUGCCAACUUCACCUAUGCAACCCAAAAUUGAAUCAAUACGUUUCCGAUCCACAGCAUUUGCCACAGCCAGUGUACCAAAACGAGCCGCUUUCGCGAAAAAGGAGUUGAUGGACUCUACAACCAAAAGCACCAAUGCGUACAUAGUCUACAACACCGCUGCUGCGGCCCAAAAGGCUCUCAGCUUGAAUGGUACGAUCGUCUUGGGCCGCCAUCUGCGCGUUGACAGCAUCUCCCAGCCAGCACCAGUUGAUAACAAGCGGUGCGUCUUUAUUGGCAAUCUAGGAUUUGUUGAUGAAGAACAGAUGGAGUCUGCUACCGAAGACGGCAAAAAACAGCGCAAGCCAAAGCCCCCUGCAGAUGUGGAAGAGGGCCUGUGGCGCAUAUUCAACGAGCACGCAGGCCCCGUUGAAUCGGUGCGAGUCGUGCGAGACCCGUCGACACGUGUCGGUAAGGGGUUCGCUUAUGUACAGUUUCAUGAUCAGAACGGUGUAGAGGCCGCAUUGCUGCUUGACGGCAAAACAUUCCCUCCCAUGCUACCCCGCAAACUACGAGUCAACCGGGCCAAAAGACCGUCAAAGAAGAGAGAUAACAUUUCCAUGAAUGGUAAUCCAGAUAAGACUAAAUUGGGUCAAGGCGAUGGUUUGAAAGGUCGCGGCGCGACCCGACUUCUCGGUCGUGCUGGAGCUGUGCAGGCACGGUCAAUAGGGAGGGCGGAUAAGAGAGGAAAGAUCAGUCCCGUAGUGGUGGACAGGACACCGUUUGUUUUCGAAGGUCAUCGUGCGGUGGAGGGUAGGAAUGGUGGUAGCUUGAAAGCUCGACAGAAAAAGACCCGAGGAAGACCGACAACAAGGAGUGCUAGACGGGCAAAAAUGUAUAAAGAUUCGAACAAGGCCGGGAAAUAA